Talaromyces rugulosus is the source of this 1014-nucleotide messenger RNA. RefSeq lists its product as uncharacterized. The record is from RefSeq and is a predicted model, not a curated record. Bases 1 to 1014 code for a protein of 337 amino acids. Lineage: Eukaryota; Fungi; Ascomycota; Eurotiomycetes; Eurotiales; Trichocomaceae. The transcript has a single exon.
AUGUCAUCGGACACUCACCGUACUAAUGGCGAGCAGUUUGCUGCCAUGGGCUAUCAUGCUUCUUCUGCCUAUGCCUCACAUCAACAACAACAACAGCAACAUCCCGGCUCAGGCUAUCCUGAUUUUUCUGCAAGGCCAGUUUUCAAUUCUCAAAGAAACAUUAGCUCGGGUACACAACAACCUGUGGGGCAAUCGCGGUCAGGGUCGAGUGCACUGGGGAUUUUGGCAGAUGUGGCUCUGGCUGGAGGCGGUAUUCCUAAUUUUUCCACUACUCAACCAAAUGUCCCGCAAACUACUACAGGACAUGUGCAACCUAGGGGCACUUCAACUACAAUGAGCAUGAACAUGAACACACAUCCUCCAGUUUCCCAUUCCACUGGUCUUCCUCCGGCGAUGUACUUCACUCCGCCGGCCACGGCUGAAUACACUCAAAACAGAUCCGCCAAUCCUGCUACUGUUCCUGGAAAUACCUAUCCCUGGACACCUCUCACCAGUACUAUUAUAGGUUCGAGCCCCUUUGCACAUCCUCCCAACCACAAUAAUCAACUCCCGUCCAUAUUCGAAACCGCUGCGGGUCUUCGGUCCUUUGCCAUGUCAGGUGCUUCCAGUAUCAGACCUCGAUGUGUGAAUAGGACUAUCACCGGCUCAGAGUCUCGACCUUCUUCUUUUUCUUCAGCCGCAGUUAAGAAAAAGUCUAGCUAUAUCAUUGAGCAGAUGGAAAAAGUCGACAAGGUGGAAAAGGACAGCGUUGGGCGGGUUAGAGACAGAACAAAUUAUUUUGCCUACUCUCAGGCUCAGGCGGAUACUGUUACUUCUGCUGGAGAUUCUGAAGAUGAUACUCACGACGAUGAGGGAAAGGAGAAGGGUGCUGUGAAAAGUGAGCGAGAGUCGACGCGAGACAGACCUGGGGAUAAAUACGUGAGAAUGUUUCAGGGGCCGGAACAGCAGAGAUAUGAGGAGGCAAUGUUGGAAAUCCUCGAUGGUAUGGAACUGCCUCGGUCAUCUGAUCAAUGA